This is a messenger RNA of Gigantopelta aegis, 1591 nucleotides long. RefSeq lists its product as uncharacterized. The record is from RefSeq and is a predicted model, not a curated record. NCBI's taxonomy places the organism in Eukaryota, Metazoa, Mollusca, Gastropoda, Neomphalida, Peltospiridae. Bases 281 to 757 code for a protein of 158 amino acids. The transcript is spliced from 4 exons.
CACAGUGUUACAGCAUGCCGUAACGGGUAGAUUCCUUACCGUUGUGUGCACACUGCCAGUAUUAACGGUGGGUCGAGCUGUCAGUCACAAACACUCGAAAAGCAUUUCAACACGACAGAUGGUGGAAAAAGUGCGAUAAAUAAAAUGUCGAAUUUGCAGGAGCUUUCUUUUCAGUCGACAUAAAAUGACUUAUUAAGUGCUCUUAUUGUUUCUGCGUGAAGUGACUUUAAUUAACUUUCUUGUACUGUGUUGCCAGUACUUAAGUCGGGGCUUAGAGAAAAUGGAGACUGUCGAAAAGACGGAAAACGCAACCAAAGCGAGCAGUCAUGAGAUUGAUGAAAUGUUUUCUGUGCAAGACGAGGAUGGAGUCUUCCCUGAUAUACCAACACUUCAGGAUCAGUUGUCUGGCACGAAGAAGGACGGGAGAUCUAUAGGGAGACUGGAAACCAUGGAAACGAAAACCAACUGGGAAUCGUUCAUCAACGCGUGUGACGAGUUCAGCACCGAUUCGAAGAAAGUGAUAAAGUACAUCAAACGGAAGAUCAAGGGUCGGAAAGGCGAGAAGCAGACGGAGGUGAAGACGAUCCACAUCGUGCCUGACGACGACGAGGCCAAGUGGGCGAGGAGGUCGGCAAACAGCGCGGCCAGCCGCACCAGCACCGACACCGCGUACUCGUCGUGCAGCACCGAGAGUCGCGACAACGACGGCAUAGAGGUCGUGCACGACAUGGCAGUCGAUACUCCAGACACCUGCUGACACGGGACGCGCCGAUAGUCUUACAUCGAUGGUGCUACUCUUCACGGUUGUGUUGCUCAAAUUUAUGAUGUUUUUGUUAUGGAUAACUGUUUGGCAAGUCAGACUAACGUGUUGGCCAGUGAGUGAUCCGAGGCCAGACAUGUGCGGCUUGCGUCAAACUGAUUGUACAUUGGAAUCGUGUUAUGUUCAUUAGACACAGUAACAACAGAAUGGAAGGUUUCCCGCCAAUCUGUGAACACUCCUUCUUCUCCGUCCAGGCUUUAGCUCAUUGUGCUUCAAACCCGAGUCCGGCUGUGUUGGCCAAUACCGCUCUCUUGAGACCCGAGUCCGGCUGUGUUGGCCAAUACCGCUCUCUUGAGCCCCGAGUCCGGCUGUGUUGGCCAAUACCGCUCUCUUGAGGCCCGAGUCCGGCUGUGUUGGCCAAUACCGCUCUCUUGAUCAAAGUUCUCCAGUCAGAAAGCUGGUCCGCCAGAGGUGCUCGGUGUACUAUAAUAUUCAACUUGUGUAAAUGUCGAGUGUGGAUUGAUGUGUUUGUAUUCCGGUGACUAGCAGUGUUUUCAGUCCAGUAGUUUUGUGUAGCACCAUUAACAAUAGUUCAUUAACCUCACACCAAUAGAAGCCAGACUAGUAGUAGUUAACGUUACAUCACAACACCACUUGAUAACGAGCUGUUGGCUUCACCAGACAUUUGGACAGUUAACCUGGAAAUCGGAACAACGCUAAUUGUAUCCGUUCUGCUACUGGAUUCAACUGCUUCCCAUUUCCAUGGGAAAUGUCUUGUAGCAGAAUUUGUUGGUUUGGCUGUUACAAAAUUGAUAAAAUGAUAAAGAAAAA